AUGGCCGUCUGCGAUGGCUCUCUAGCAAUCGGUGCGGAACUACACUUUGUCGGCAGCGUUCCUCUUCCUCAUCGUUUCGCGUCAUCCGCAAAUGACGAGGCGGAUACAAGGGUCGCCCAUAUAAUACGGGAGCGAUGCUGCGGAUUCGCAGAACUAACCUUCAUCUUUACCAUCUUCACCCGUACGAUGUUUGUUCAGUUCGCCGCCACUAUUUUUCUCGUCCCAGUUGCGAUCCACUUAGUGUCUGCAGCACCUGUGGUCAAAACUGUGCAGCUGCAUCCGUUCGGACAAUUAGGCAAAUGCUUGGAUCUGCAGGGAAAUAUCAGAUCAGGGGGACAACCGGUUCAAGUUUAUGACUGCAAUGGUUCCUCUGCGCAAAACUGGGAAAUUUCAGAUGGUCCCACCGUGGUGAAACUCGCGGGCACAAACUACUGCCUGGACUCUGGCGACACCGUCGCCGAUGGCAAUCGUAUUGAAGUGAAGACUUGCAAGGCUGGUAAGGCGUCGCAGCAGUGGAAUUACACGGACGACAAGCACAUCGAGAAUCAAGGUGAAUCAACCCAUUUCAUCACGUCGAACUUAACUCAGUUCAAUAAAGGUCAAUGCGUUGAUUCCGUCAAAGGAAAUAAUCAGAACGGCAACCGCGUGCAGUCCUGGAAGUGCAGUAGGCCUUCCCAGCAUCAGGUGUGGAGCACCGCUCGCACGAGUACCUAG
Pleurotus ostreatus (oyster mushroom) is the source of this 714-nucleotide messenger RNA. RefSeq lists its product as uncharacterized. Lineage: Eukaryota; Fungi; Basidiomycota; Agaricomycetes; Agaricales; Pleurotaceae. The record is from RefSeq and is a predicted model, not a curated record. The transcript is spliced from 3 exons. The coding region runs from base 1 to 714 and encodes 237 amino acids.